CAAAGCCGUGCAACGAACGAACGAAAGGAAAGCAAGCACUGAAGAGCCCCAUCUUCUCUCGAGCAAGACUUUAACUCCGAGGCAUCAUGAAGACUCUGGCCCUCCUCUCCGUCUGCGCUCUCCUGUCGGUGUGCUGGUCCAUGGGAGCUGUGGACCCAGAUCAUUACGAGGAUCAUGUUCUUGACUAUGCUGAUGAAGUUGCACCGUUUGAUGCUGCACCCGCCGAUGCUAUGACCGCUGAUGCUGCACCUGCUGACGGUGCACCUGCUGAUGCUGCACCUGCUGAUGCUGCACCUGUUGACGACACACCUGUCGACGCUGCAGCUGCCGAUGCUGCACCUGCUGAUGCUGCACCUGCAUCCUCGUCCUCGUCCUCCUCCGAGUCCGAUUCCUCGUCAGAUUCUUCAGCAUCCGACUCCAACUCAAGCUCAGACUCGACUUCUGAUUCCAGCUCCUCAUCCGAGUCCUCCGAGUCUUCAGAGUCCUCCGAGUCCUCCGAGUCCUCAGAGUCCUCCUCCUCUGAAUCUUCUGAGUCUGACUCUGCUUCUGACUCUUCCUCCUCUUCAUCUUCCUCCUCAGAGUCAGUCAGUGUUGAAGUCCCAGCAGCUACUGAGGCCCCCGAGGUGAUCAUGAAGAGAGACCUGGCUGCUGUUCUCCUGAGGAGAAGAAGAGCUGCCCCAGGAGAACCCCUCAGCCCCCUGCAGCUGGAAAGCCUGAGGGAGGUUUGUGAGCUGAAUGACGCCUGCGACGAGCUGGCCGAGACUCAGGGCAUCGUAGCUGCGUACACCGCCUACUACGGACCUGUCCCCUUCUAAGCUGAUUUACGGACAGUUUUUUUUUUUUUUUUUUUUUUUUUUUAAUUAUUUGAUAAUAUUUGCAAAUGCAACAACUCCCCAAAAAUCUAGACACGGACCAGCAAAAGCAACAAAACACAAACACAGAGAAGAAGAAGAAGAAGAAGAAGGGGAUUGGCCCAUCCUUAUAUGCUAGAUGGAGAAUUUUAUAAGCUGCAAAUUAUUGUGCAACGGUCCUGUCUGCUAAAACUUUUGUCCAAACUUUCAGGGAGCAACGCGAGGAAAUCACUGUGGACAGCAGAAGCCCAAGCCAGUGUGAAUUAUUCUGGAUGUCCUGUAGACUUACACAAAUAAUGGUGCUGCAAAAAAACAAAAUGUAUUGUAUGUUAAUGUUAUAAUGUUAUUUGUCUUGCUCUAGGUUUCACUUUGCAUGUAGUUCUAAUGAGUAGUGGGUGUGUUAUUGGCCUGUUAGUGGUAGUGUGCCGGUUGUGUAAAACACACGUCAGCUCUUGCAUCUGUAAUGAUUGUAACCACAAAUUGCCUCUAGAUUUGAUGAAAAUAAAUUAUUGUGUUUUGUCGAA
Cololabis saira (Pacific saury) is the source of this 1375-nucleotide messenger RNA. RefSeq names its product bone gamma-carboxyglutamate (gla) protein, like (gene bglapl). Gene Ontology annotation, biological process: regulation of cellular response to insulin stimulus; osteoblast differentiation; bone development. Bases 87 to 815 code for a protein of 242 amino acids. The record is from RefSeq and is a predicted model, not a curated record. Gene Ontology annotation, cellular component: extracellular region. Gene Ontology annotation, molecular function: hydroxyapatite binding; calcium ion binding; structural constituent of bone. NCBI's taxonomy places the organism in Eukaryota, Metazoa, Chordata, Actinopteri, Beloniformes, Belonidae. The transcript is spliced from 4 exons.